Molecule: messenger RNA, 1735 nt
Organism: Girardinichthys multiradiatus
Lineage: Eukaryota; Metazoa; Chordata; Actinopteri; Cyprinodontiformes; Goodeidae
Product: alpha-N-acetylgalactosaminide alpha-2,6-sialyltransferase 1-like
Exons: 9
Coding region: 121-1434 (437 amino acids)
Molecular function (GO): sialyltransferase activity
Source: RefSeq, a predicted model, not a curated record
GUGCUUGUCUGACACUAAAAGGUGUAAUUCAGGUCUCAUUCCAGUCACAAAGUGCUGUAUGUUGUGGCAUUUCUAUCUGUGUUUAACUGUUUACCAGCAAAAUCUCUACCUCCUUAGGAGAUGGCAGAACGGACAGUCAUCUUUUUUUUUUUGAUGCUGGUAAUAUCGGGCAGCGUUACUCUUUUUAUUUUGUCAAUGACAGUUUCAACAAGAGAAAAGUGCCAGAGAGCCUUAUUAGGAACCCACAGAGCAAAGGCACAAGACUGCUUGUUUGAUGCUGAUAAUUUAUCUGAGAUAAAAAGAGAGUUGCUAAAACCUGAUCCAGUGAGUACCCCUCAUGUUGAGAGUCCUAUCCCCAUCAUGAACAGAAGUUUCUUCAAAAUGCUUCCUCAGUGGAGUUUUGAGGAUAUUUAUAACCAGGACGCUCUGCCAAGACCCACAAUUUGUGACCAGUCUCUGCGUAACUCUAAGGAUGAAACAUUCCAGAAAGCUUUCCUCCCCAACAUACGCAUGUUUCUACACAAAGAAAACCUUAACAUAAGAGAGUGGAACCGACUUUCACAUUUUAACAACCCUUUUGGAUUUAUGGAAAUGAAGUAUAAUGAUGUAAUGCCUGUAGUGAAGCUGAUCCCAAAGCCAAAAGAACCGCUGCUCCCCCCAAAACCAGGUGGGGAUGGCUGUGUACGCUGUGCCGUGGUCGGAACCGCAGGCAUCCUGAACGGCUCAAAAAUGGGAGCCGAGAUUGAUGCUCAUGACUAUGUUUUUCGGAUGAAUGGUGCAGUGACAAAGGGCUAUGAGGAAGACGUUGGUAACCGAACAUCAGUGUAUGUUCACACAGCCCACUCAAUCACUACAUCACUUAUUUUAUUAAAGAAAUACGGAUACAAAUCUGCCCCACACGAGGAGGGUAUAAAAUAUGUCCUGAUUCCUGAGGGGUUGAGGGACUUCCAGUGGCUCGAGUCUGUUAUUACAGGAAAGAAAGUGUCUUCUGGUCCAUACCGCAACAGAAGUGCAAGUUCUUAUUAUUCAGGACAGUACAACGAGACCCGCUUCUAUGUUCUGCACCAGGACUUCCUGCGAUAUGUGAGAAACAGAUUUUUGAAAUCAAAUAAUCUAAAUAAAAGGUACUGGCCAAUUGUUCGACCAACCAAUGGAGCGUUUUCUCUGUUUGUGGCUCUGCAUGCUUGUGACAAAGUGAGUGCAUAUGGAUUCAUAACAGAAGACUACAAAAAAUACUCCAACUACUAUGUUGAGAAGCAUCUCAAGUCCAAAGUCAUUUUCUAUGCCAACCAUGACCUCGUCAUGGAAAAGAAUCUGUGGAAACAACUACAUGACAAAAAUAUAAUAAAACUGUAUCAAAGAACUGAGUCCCAAGGAAAUAACUGUCAUUGUCCGUGUAUCAAGGCAAAAACAACCACGAUACACGGAAAAUGACAUAAGAUUGGAUUAAGGAACUGUCUCAUCCUGAAAAAAACAUUUUGAAUGCAAAUUUGUUUUUACACAAUUUGUAUGAAUUAGUUGGGUUUUUUUUAAAGCUAAAUGACUCACUUUAGUUUUUGGGGUGUUAUCUACCAACUAAACCAAAACGAUUCUUAGUCAUCUGGUAUGACUACACCUACAGGGGUUGGACAAUGAAACUGAAACACCUGGUUUUAGACCACAAUAAUUUAUUAGUAUGGUGUAGGGCCUCCUUUUGCGGCCAAUACAGCGUCAACUCGUCUUGGGAAUGACAUAC